This is a messenger RNA of Cladophialophora psammophila CBS 110553, 1683 nucleotides long. RefSeq lists its product as uncharacterized. Gene Ontology annotation, molecular function: nucleobase transmembrane transporter activity. The coding region runs from base 1 to 1683 and encodes 560 amino acids. Gene Ontology annotation, biological process: nucleobase transport; transmembrane transport. Lineage: Eukaryota; Fungi; Ascomycota; Eurotiomycetes; Chaetothyriales; Herpotrichiellaceae. The record is from RefSeq and is a predicted model, not a curated record. Gene Ontology annotation, cellular component: plasma membrane. The transcript has a single exon.
AUGGGGUUCAGACAUUUUUGGGACGAGCAUGUCGUACUCAAACCCCAUCCAGGCUCAUUUGGGGCUGAUGACCCUGACGCAAUCAAAUACACCAACGAGGACAUGGACCCUAUCAAAAGAAAAGAUCGGACUUACGAAUGGUACCAGAUGGGAUUGUUCUGGAUCGCCGAAGGCUUCAACGCUGCGCAGCUGGAAGUAUCGAGUUCAGCCUUCUCGCUUGGACUGAACCCAGGGCUUUGUGUUGUGGCUUGCUUGAUUGGCAACAUUAUCGUCUCUAUCCCUUGUGCUGCAUCCGGAUACCUGGGUAGCAAGCUUGGUACGAACUUCCCUGGUACGGUCAGAGCAUCGUUCGGCAUGCUAGGCUCCAAAUGGGCCAUGAUCGUGAGAGGUGUGCCGUGUAUCAUCUACUAUGGCAUCCAAGUCAGUCUCGCUGGUCAAGCAGUCCAAGCUUGCACCACUGCCAUAUGGCCAUCUUUCGCUCACUGGGAAGUCAACGCAAUCCCAGCCUCGGCCAAUGUGACGGCACAACAGAUUCUGUGCUUCUCAAUCUUCUGGUUGAUAUCGUUGCCGUUCCUGUAUCUCCCGAUCAAAACGUUGCGAUACCUAUUCAUUGUCAAGAGCAUUCUGGUACCUCUGUUUUGGACGGCGAUGUUCACAUGGUCCGUCACUGCCGCUCGGGGGUGGCCUGAGGUCUGGAGGGCACCGAGCAAGCCCCUUGACGGAUGGUCUGUAGGCUAUCUGUUCGGUAUAUGCGUCAAUGCAGCGAUUUCCGGCAACGCCACAUUCGCGGUCAACAUCAUGGAUAUCUCGCGUCACUCGAAGAACGACAGGGCGGCAUGGGCCACACAGCUAUUCGCUUUGCCUGUGUUGGUGACCUUGACAGAGUUUCUUGGCUGUACUAUGGCAGUGGCCUCGUCCGUCGUAUAUGGCGAAGUCCAAUGGAAUCCAUUGGUGGUGAUCAACAACUUUGAAAACCGGCCCGGAAAGUUCUUUGCUGGAGCUUGUUUUAUCUUUUUCAACAUUAUGACGAAUGUCACGGGCAACUCGGUGCCGCUAGCCAACGACUUGACAGGAUUGUUUCCCAAGUACAUCAACAUUCGCCGCGGACAGUUCAUCUGUGCCGUGAUAUCGUUCGCCAUCUGCCCCUGGGAGAUCCAAGCAAAGGCGACGACUUUUUUGGCUUUCUUAGGUGCCUAUACGCUGUUCCUCGGCGCAACUACAGGAGUAAUCAUGAUGGAUUACUUCUGGGUACGCCGGGGAUACGGGAUCAACAUUUCGCACCUAUUCAAACCACACGGCAUAUACUGGUACAACUUCGGCUGUAACUGGCGCGCAUUCGUCGCUUGGUUUGCGGCCAUCGCUCCGCUCUUCCCAGGGAUGCUGUACUCGAUGGGUGUGCCGAUCCACAACCGAGGCAUUCUCAAUAUGUACUCGUGGAAUUAUGUUCUGGUCGUCGUCUUCUCCGGCUUAGUGUAUUUCAUCUGCACCAGCCUGUCGCCUGUCCCCGUCAGACCCGAUGACGGAGAAGAGGACUACGGCAAGUUAUAUCUCAUCGACGGGCUGGCGCCGGCCAGUGAGAGCACAACACCGACGGAAUAUAGGGAAAGCCGGGACAUUGAAAAGAAUGAGAAGAUUGUUGCCGAGUCGCAUGUGACACCGACCACGAUACAAACAGUAGCAUGA